GUCAGCUCCUCAGAUUGAGCCCAGUUACUUAGCUGUAGGGCUAACAGACAGCACUGCUCAGAGAGCUACAUGGAUAGUUAACUUUUUGUAUCAUUUUAAGGGCGUUCCUCUCGUCACGCUAGCAGCCUAGGAAGUGGAAUAGUCUGCACACUGUUGUGUUUUCAGUCUGCAACUCACCGUGAAAGGACGACGAGAGGUCUGAAACUGGAGCUAACGUUGGUUAGCUAGCUAAUGUUAGCCUGCCAACGCAAUGGCAUUCCUGUGUAUCCCAGAUGAUGUUAGUCACCUCUGCCUGUAGAGACCAAGAUGACUGAAGUCCAGGCCACAGUGGAGUUCGCUGUGGAGCUCCACAAGUUCUACAAUGUGGACCUGUUUCAAAGAGGGUUCUACCAGAUCCGUGCCGGUCUGAAGGUGCCACCCAGGGUUCCACACAAAAUUGAGACCAGUCUGCUUCACCCAGGAGGCUCUGACCUGGCAUUUCCUGCUUCAGUCCAAGAUGAUGUCAUCUGCAGCAAAACUUUCCAAAUCCUUUACAAGAAUGAAGAGGUUGUGGUCAACGAUGUCCUCAUCUUCAGAGUGAUGAUGCUGCUUGAUGAGAAGAAGGUGGGAGAGGCCCUCAAUGACAUAGAUUUCCAGCUCUUCUUGGAUUUAUAUUUCACAGAUGGUGAUUACACGCCGGAUGAUCCAAGCUCUCUACAGAAUAUCAGCGGCCGCACCCUUCGUUUGCACUUUAGCCUUCAGCGAGGCAUCCACCAACAUGUCAACGUCAUGUUUGACUACUUCCACCUGUCUGUCAUCUCUAUCGCCAUCCAUGCCUCCCUAGUGGCGCUACAUCAGCCCCUUAUCAGUUUGCCUCGUCCAGUGAAAACCACAUGGCUGAACCGCAACGCUCCACCACAGAGCAAAGACUCAGUCAUCCAGCCUCUGGAGAACGUGGUGUUCGGCAGCAGUUAUGUCAAGCAAGUAUCACAGGAUGGCAGGAAGUUCCAUGUGUCUGACGGCUGUCUGCAGCAUGCCUUCAGUCUGCACCACGACCUCUGCUCCAAUCUCCUGCUCGCCUACCAGGGCCUCUUCGACUACUUCACAUCUAUAACCAAGGACCUGCCCUCCUCCCAUCGUAUGGAACUUGCCAAGCCCAGCAUGCAAGUCCUAUAUGAGAGAGUACUCAGAAGACCCUAUCCCCGAAGUCAAAGGCACGUCUACAUAGAACAACUGGAUUUAGAGGCCCGUCUAGCUGAGCUAUGUGAACAAGUCAAGCAGAAGGCAGAGUCCCCUGACGAGCUGGCAGAGCUGGUGAACAUGAACCUGGCUCAGCUCUGCUCUCUGCUCAUGGCACUAUGGGGACAAUUCCUAGAGGUUGUGUCCCUGCAGGAGCAUGUCGCUGCCCUACUAGCUAUGGAGCACCAUACACUAAGAGUAAGGCGGUUUGCUGAGGCUUUCUUUUGUCUUGAACAUCCCAGACAAUCUGCUCUAGCUUAUCAGGAACUACACGCUCACAGCCACCAGCAGAUGACUAAUGCUAUCAAAAGCUCCAGCUACUUCUUGUCUCUGCCUCCACUUCCAGUGGAAUGUGCAGACCUUGAUGGUGAUGUAAGCUCCCUGCCAAUCAUCUUUGAGGAUAGAUACCUUGAUUCUAUCACUGAAGAUCGUGACGGACCCUGGCUGGGCAUGCACAACACGAGGACUGGCUCAGUGUCCAGCAAAAUGGACAAGCCUAACUCCAAGGACUGUGGUGCAGCAGCCAGCCCCAUACCUGAGACUCAGUGUGCCACUAUGGAUAACACCUGGCCAGAUAGCUUUGAUCCACCACCAAAGUCAAAAGGCAAGUCAGUCAAACUGAAGAAGAAUUCAAAGACCGAGAACUCUAAGAAGCUGAUACGACAGGGCUCCAAAGACACUGUAGUGCUGGUGGGCUAUAAGAACCUCAAAGCUCCUUAUGGCGACACCAAACACAAGGAAGGAGAAGCUCCCCUAAACCAAGAAGAGGAACCCGAAACCUUUCAGACAGAUACAAGUAGUUAUUUAAGGACUAGUGCAAGUUCAGUUUCUGACUCUGGGGCCACGUGUCACAGUGCUGCUGAUUUUGUUACAGAUGACAAUACAACUACUGCUGCUUGUCCAAAAGGCUUUUUCAAAAAGCCUGCAAACUUGGAUGCACAGAACAAUCCUCAGGCAGGUACUGGGGGUAGUGCCACAUGCAACCAACCACUAGAUGAACAAGUUUACCACGUCGAACAAAAGCAACCAGAGUGGCCUGCUGGGCCUAAGCAAAUUGAGGUGAAACCAAGUAACAAUGACCCAUACCGAGGGGACAAAGUAACAGUUCUCUUUCCAUGUCGGACUGAGGGAACUCUGAGCAUCCAGACAGACCUCUGUGACUCAAAACCGUCUGUGGUGGACUCUGUGUUUGCACUGGCAGCCCAGCAUAGCCAGUCCUGCCUGGUGUCAGUACAGGUCAAGAGUGAUAGCAUCAAGCUGCCGGAUGUAGGAGCCCCGAAUCCCUCGUCUCGUUUCUCAGAUUCAGGCAUUGAAAGUGAGCCCAGCUCCUUUGACACUCAGUUUGGUCAAGGACAUCAGACGUGUAUCGCUGAAUCAGGUGCUGCUGCCCCUCAGCCUGAGAGGCCCCUCCUAAACCCCGCCCCACGACCUGUUCAGCAAUACCAUCAAAGGCCCAGUGUGGCAGCAGAAACUCCUUACCCAGAAAAUACCAGUGGUGUCAGUGGAGUCCUCUCUCUCACUUCCAUCAACUCCUUGCCCUCAGAUGAUGAGGGCGAAGUUUCCUCUCGGGGCUCCGGCGCAGGAGGCAGGAAGUCCAGUGUUUUGGUGCAGGAGCAGAGUGUAGUGUUCUCUGGGGAUGACGCUAGCAGACCUGCCAUCGGCAUGUCCUGCAACCCCAUGACUGCACGUGAUUCCAAACUUGUAAAACCUGCCUUUGACUCAGGAACAGGUCCCAAAUCAACAGGUGUCUCUGAACUCGGACUGGAGGGAACAGCUGGUUCUGGGGCGUCUGGUAGUGAUCCCCACACAACCUGCCCAUCCAGUAACUCCGCCACCAGCAGCACUGACAUAGUGAAGCGGGGGAUGGUGGAGAACUACUUUGGCUCACGCUCUAGCACAGAUGUGUCCGAGAUCAGCCCUUUAGAAACAUCUGCCAUCACACUGGGAAUCCAUGCAGGUCCGACGGUCCCGGACGACGAGGAUGAACCGGAGCAAGACAUGAUCGAGAACGGCUACUACGAGGAAGGCGAUGGCUAUGCUUUCGUCAAUGGUGUUGCAGAUGAGGAGCAGAGUGGGGACGGGGACGCAGCGGCUUCAGAAACGAGUCUUCUGUUUGAACAGCUUGGCAUCGGCUACCCCCAUGAAACAAAAGAUUUGUCAAAAGCUCCCAUCUGCUCCAACCUAGCCUCCAGCAGUGUUGGCCACAGCUUGGCCAGACCUCCCUGUCCCUCCACCUCCUUUUCCUCCGGCCUGCGCUGGUAUGAAUGUGCACCCAAACCACAGAUGAAGGCGUUCAUUAAGGGUAAGGAAGAAAUGAAACAGCUCAGGCUGCCUGGGUUCUUGUAUAGUGAGGUACCUGAGCUGGCGUCCACUGUGCCCUACUUUAGCUUGGAGGAAGACGAAAGCUGUGACGAAGGCAUCCAUCUCAUAGUCUGCGUCCACGGCCUGGACGGUAACAGUGCAGACCUCAGACUGGUGAAAACCUACCUGGAGCUUGGACUGCCUGGUGCUCGUAUCGACUUCCUCAUGUCAGAGAGGAACCAGAAUGACACAUUUGCUGACUUUGAGUCAAUGACGGACCGAUUGCUGGAUGAAAUAGUCCAGUACAUUCAGAUAUACAACCUCACAGUGUCAAAGAUAAGCUUUGUGGGCCAUUCUUUGGGGAACCUCAUUGUCCGCUCAGUGCUAACCAGGCCUCGGUUCAAAUGUUACCUGAGCAGGCUGCACACCUUCCUCUCCCUCUCUGGACCUCACCUGGGCACACUGUACAACAGCUCUGCUCUGGUCAACACAGGCCUUUGGUUCAUGCAGAAGUGGAAAAAGUCAGGGUCACUCUUGCAGCUUACGUGCCGUGAUAACUCUGACCCUCGCCAAACUUUCCUCUACAAACUCAGCAAGAAAUCUGGUCUGCAGUUUUUCAAAAAUGUGGUGCUUGUGGGAUCACUGCAGGAUCGCUACGUGCCCUAUCAUUCUGCUCGAAUAGAAAUGUGCAAAACUGCAGUAAAGGACAAACAAACAGGUCCUGUGUAUGCUGAGAUGAUUGAGAACCUGCUGCUGCCCGUACUCCAGAACAAAGACUGCAAUCUAGUACGAUAUGAUGUCAUUCAUGCCCUGCCCAACACAGCCAAUUCCCUUAUCGGCCGGGCCGCCCACAUUGCCGUCCUCGAUUCUGAGAUCUUCUUGGAGAAGUUCUUCCUUGUCGCAGGCCUCAAGUUCUUUCAGUAGAACUGUGGCAGAAUCAGACCGAUUGCUGAGACAGCAAUGUGGAGCUAAUACCUCACGGCAUCUAAACCUUUUUAUGAUUAUCAUAUGUGGAUUAUCUCUUGGUUUUUAAAUACAUAUAUUCACUUUCAAAUACAUGUGAGCAAAAUCACAAUUUCUUUCAUUACAUGUUGUUUGUAUCGAAAUCAUGGUGGAUAUGGACAUUUUUAUUUUUCUACUGCCAUCUUUAAAACAUUGUUUUGUUUUUAGUGUUUGGAAAAUGAUUCCCCCCCAUCAUAUGCUAUAUUUUCAUUGUUAUUUAUGUGUUUUGUUAAUGCGUUUUAAUUAUAAUUCAAUUAAUAUUAGAUGCUGAACUGGAAAUGUAGCUGCUACAAAAAAUGAAAUGGCUGUUUUUGUAGAGCUGGCCCAUGUCACGUCUGCACAUACUGUCAUCACGAUUGCAAAUGUUUUCCACCAAUUUUAAGAGACACUGCAUUGAUUUGCACCACAACUACAUUUUACAAGCUUUUGUACUAAAAAGGGUCAUUUGUACAUGUUACUUUUUUUAUAAACAAUUUUCCAUCAUUUUUAAUGAAAAUGAUUGCAUUAGAAAUAGGAAAUGUUGCUCAGAUUUCACAUCCUUUGCUUUAGUCUUAACAUUUUAUGCUGUCCUUUGCCAUUGCAGCAUUCUGCACAACAUUUACCCAAACUGGUGUUGGGAGAAUAAAGCAUUGUCUACAACAUAACGUUUUAUUACAGGGGUUUUAAGCAAUGGUCAUGAUUCAGCAAAAGCACAUGUUGGUAAUAUGAACGUCUUUUAAUGAAAGUAUUUGCUUGAUAUCAUUUGUUGAUCAUGUGUUUGAACUGGAAAGUAUUGCUUGGAAUAUAAAAUGUUUCUUGGAAAAUUGUUUAUAUAUCAUACAUCAUUAAAUAUGCAUAUUAUGAAGCUGA
Eleginops maclovinus (Patagonian blennie) is the source of this 5370-nucleotide messenger RNA. RefSeq names its product family with sequence similarity 135 member A (gene fam135a). The record is from RefSeq and is a predicted model, not a curated record. NCBI's taxonomy places the organism in Eukaryota, Metazoa, Chordata, Actinopteri, Perciformes, Eleginopidae.